GUCAUGAAGACAGAACCGUUUAGGCGAGAACUUUUUUAGCCAUCAGAAAAAAACCGAGACAAGUGCAAGUUUUGUGAUCGGUGCUGCUGCCGCUGAGAAAAACCAUCGUGGGCUUGCGAUUUUUUCGUCUCCAGAAGCUAAAAUCAUUAGAAGUUGUAGCUCACUACCCCCGUGUACGCUCGAACGUGUGUUCCGAUAGCUGCAGUCAGUGAAAUCACACCGGAAAGAUGCCUUCCAGCGAUCCCCUGCCUCCCAAGGAGAGUGCCCUUUUUCGUAAGAUUCUAAAAUGUUACGAAAUGAAGCAAUACAAAAAUGGGCUGAAACUGGCGAAGCAGAUCCUUACUAAUCCGAAAUUUACCGAACAUGGCGAAACACUGGCAAUGAAAGGUCUUACGCUGAACUGUCUUGGACGGAAGGAGGAGGCCUAUGACUACGUUCGACGGGGUUUGCGCAAUGAUCUGAAAUCGCACGUUUGCUGGCACGUGUACGGUCUGCUGCAGCGGUCAGACAAAAAGUACGAAGAAGCCAUUAAGUGCUACCGGAAUGCGCUCAAGUGGGAAAAGGAUAACAUUCAAAUCUUGCGUGAUCUGUCAUUGCUGCAGAUACAGAUGCGCGAUCUGGAAGGCUACCGGGAUACCCGGCACCAUCUGUUCAAGUUGCGUCCCUCGCAGCAUGCUUCGUGGAUCGGGUUCGCCAUGAGUUAUCACCUGUUGGGAGAUUUUGAAACCGCUAUGAACAUUCUGGAGACGUUCCGAGCCUCGCAAACAGUGGAAACAUAUGACUACAAACAUAGUGAACUACUUCUAUACCAGAACCAAGUGAUUCAAGAAUCGGGUAAUUACGAGAAAGCUCUCCUGCAUCUGCAUAAGUACCAAUCGCAAAUACUUGACACACUCGCUGUGAAAGAGACUAUGGGUGAAUUGUGCCUUAAGCUCAAUCGCUACGAGGACGCCGUUGGAGUUUAUAAGGAUCUGAUCAAACGUAAUCCGGAGAAUAUCGCCUAUUAUGAGCAAUAUCUGAAGGCACUACAAGUCAAGAAUAGUUCCGAGCAGAUUGCAGCAUACCAGCAAAUUCAAACUGAGUAUCCGCAAUCAUUUUGUGCAAAACGAUUGCCAUUGGAUGUAGCCCAAGAUGACGCGUUCCGUACACUCAUUGACGAACAUCUCCGAAGAAAUCUUCGGAAAGGUGUUCCACCGCUUUUCGUUAACCUGCGCUCACUGUAUCAGGAUGAGAAAAAAGUCCGCGUUAUAACGGAGCUGGUCGAAGGUUAUCAUCAAAAUUUGACUAGCAGCGGUUUCUUUUCUCCUGUAGACAAGGAACAAAAAUUACCCAAAGAGCCAGCGUCUGCAUUACUGUGGACACUUUUCUAUCUAGCGCAGCACUACGAUCAUCUGCGUGAAUCGGAAAAAGCUCUGGAUUUCAUUAACGCUGCCAUCGAUCAUACUCCAACAUUGAUAGAGCUUUUCGUCACCAAGGGCCGCAUCUACAAACACGCUGGCGAUGUUCUCGAAGCGGUCAAAUGGAUGGACGAAGCUCAAAGUCUCGAUACGGCCGAUCGGUAUAUCAAUUCUAAGUGUGCAAAGUACAUGCUACGUGCCAAUCAAAUUAAGGAAGCAGAGGAAAUUUGCGCCAAGUUCACACGAGAGGGUGUCUCAGCCAUGGAAAAUCUCAACGAGAUGCAGUGCAUGUGGUUCCAAACGGAGUGUGCCCUAUCCUAUCGCCGGUUAGAAAAGUGGGGAGAAGCGCUGAAAAAGUGUCACGAGAUCGACCGGCAUUUCUCCGAAAUCAUUGAAGACCAGUUCGACUUCCAUACGUACUGCAUGCGUAAAAUGACACUCCGGUCAUAUGUGGGCUUGCUACGGUUAGAGGAUGUGUUACGAAGGCAUCCUUUUUACUUUAAGGCAGCCAAAUGCGCUAUAGAGGUCUACCUUCGCCUUUUUGAUAAACCGCUUCCGGCCGAAUCUGCCGAAGAAGAACUUGAUAUUGAAAACUUACCCCCAUCAGAACUGAAGAAGUUGCGCAACAAGCAACGCAAGGCAGCAAAGAAAAAGGCUGAACAGGAAAAUGCUCAAGCUGCUCAAGCGAACCAGAAGAAAGAACAACACAACAAGCAACGUAAUCCGAAUCAAGAUGGAGAUCCGGAAGCGCCUCAGCUGGACGAGUUGAUACCGGAUAAACUAGCCCGUCCGGAAGAUCCUCUCGAAAAAGCCGUCGAGUUCCUCCGCCCGCUUCAACAGCUUGCCAAAGAAAGUAUCGAAACACAUUUAAUGGCGUUUGAAAUUUACUACCGCCGAGGCAAGCUGCUGUUAAUGCUGCAAUCACUGAAACGGGCGCACGCUAUUGACCCCACCAAUCCAACGUUGCAUAAUUGUGUGAUCAGAUUUUUCAAGAUUCUGGAAAGUAAAACAGCUGGCAAUGAGCUGGAAGAAACCGUGAAAAUGGUCAUCGAUCGGGAACGGGUAAAGCUUUUCGGAGAAUCGAAAUCCGCCGCUGCGAUCAAUGAUGGCUAUCUUGCAGCGAACCGUGACAAUGCCGAAGCGAGAUACGUAGUGGCGAAGGUGAUGUACCAACUGAACGAAAAGAGACAAGACGAAGCGAUUAAAUUGCUUACUAGUGCAGAUCUUAAAACAGUGACAUUAGAGGAUGCGACAAAAGUGUUACUGCUAUUGAAAUCGAACUUUUUCGGAAGUGUAACUGAGGAACAAAUAGAUGCAUUUAAGAAAAGUUGCCAAAAGCGGUUUCCGCUAGCGGUUGUGUUCGCCGAUGUUGCCUCAACGAUUGCCACCCUCACCACAACACAAUCAUCGUCGCCAACGUCAUCGGCGACGGUCACUACCAGUGCCACCGGAAUGACCAUGUGUCCGGUGGAGCAGCAGUCGAAAACAACGCAACAACAGCAAAACAAGGGAAGUGAAAUAAAAGCAAACUAAUAUAUUCUAUUUGCGCUUAAACCGACAGUAGAGGACACAAGUUCCGCCGUUUCCACUGGUAAGAAUGCAGUGGGCAAACAUUAUAGUGGAGUGACAGUUUAGUUCUUCUGAUCUUUUUCUUGAGAACUAUGUUAGCUUCAUAUGCUAAUAUAACAAUAUCAAGGAGAAGUUCAAACAAAAUGAUCAAAAUCGUGUAUUCAGUUGGAACGUCAGGACUGAAAGAGAGCAAAUCACUGUACUAUUGUUCAUAUUAUCAUUUCAUUUAAAUUGUACAUUAUCAUUAGGGAUGGUCUAUAGGAUUAAAGCUUAGCUUUCCUUAUCGAAUAAUAACAAUAUACAGACAUUGACUCGUGUGAAUAACAAUCAAAUUUCGCUAAGGCAAACAUUUUUGGCACACACUAUAAAGUCGGGUAAAAUCCUUCAACAUAUUUUUUGUGAAAAAACGAUUAGCUCGCUAACUACCUGGCGUAGUUAUCCGUCACUAGAGGCAUAUCUCAUUAAAACAAUUUUUACCGUCAAAAAUCAUGUUGAUAAAUUUACGGUUUAUUUUUCGGAUACAAUUUUGACAUUUUCAAACAUGUGCCAAAUUGCAAUUUGGUACUUGAGUGAAGAAAACAUUCAUGGUGUUAAUAUUUCUUUUUCGCAAUGGGUAGAUGUUAAACUGUUUUCACAGUUUUUCAUUAGAAUACUCGUGAUAAACAAACUCUGCAACUGCAGUCGAUUAAACCCCUCCUAAACAACAAAAACUUUACCAAUUGUUUUCAAUUCCAAAUUGUUAACAAAGUCUAUUAGUAUGAAACAUAAGAACAUGAUGACUAUUGAAUAGUCUCUUUUGUUCAAUACAAUAUAUUGGAAGAACACCUUUAGAAUGGAAGGGUCCGGUAUAAGGCGAAGUAAUUCAAUUCUUCUGAAACCACGGAAUAUGUGGAAAAUAUUACAUGUCCGCCGUAGUCAGAUAAGGAGAAGCCCAUUGGCGUAGCCAGAAAGUUGGUCUGGGGGGGGGGGGUCCUGAACAUUUUUUUUUUCAUCUAAAAACAAAAUUUUCUAAAAAUUUCGUCUCUGGGGGGGGGGGGUUAUGUCCAAACCCCCAACCCAGUUAACUUGAAUUUUACCAUACCUAAUACUCCUUUAAAAAUACACAUUUGCCAGGAAUAAGGCAUAUGAUUACAUGAUUCCUUCAUUUCAAUCACGUAUUUGUCCGUAAUAAGGCGAAAGAGUUAGCAUCUAUUGAGUUCUUCAGUAAACCCGAGAAAAUACUGAUAAGUGUGCAAUAAUAGAAAAGCGUUCUGUCACGAUCUUUGAUAAUAAUAUGCCACUUUAUCGCUUGUUGUAUGCGUAUUAUUAGAAGUCUUUUUGUCUGUGGUCAAGCUGUUGGAGUAUUUUUACAUUAAAAAGAUAUCCUAAUAAAGCUGAAAUUGAAUGCUUUUGAGGCUGCCAAAUUUAAGAUGUGAAACAAAUCUGAAAUUUCAAAGCGAUUCGUGUAGUAACUUCAUUUGAAAAUACGCUGCCCAUUCAGCCUUUUGAGAAUUCGAUCUUUCAUGAUUAAAUUUUCGGUAGUACAUCUCAUUAUAACUCGAACUCAAAAAUUGAGGUUGAUUCAAUGUUUUAUUUUAUUUGAAAAGAUUACGAUGCAUUGAAAACUGCCAGGAGCUUGGGUCAUAGUUUAAAUUUGUACUUCGUAAUCUAAUUGAUUUUGUUUGUGUAUCAAGUCUCCAAAAUUGUUAUUUAUCUCGGAUAAGUAUUUAUAUGAUUUACAUUGACUCCACUGUCAUGGAUCACACAUUAACAUAAUAUGAGUCUUUUCCAUUUCAACAAGCCAAAUGGAGUAACUAAUUAUAGUCACAAUGUGAUUCAUGUAGGUAUGUAAUCAGUAUGAAAUAUGUUGGUUUUAUUUACAAUAGAAAUCCUUAUCUAUUGCAAGUACUGUUGUCUCCGAAUAUUAUAAAUAGAUUGAAUUAGUAAAUUUUUUUUUUACUGCAUAUUCGUUAUGGAAAUGGAAAAAAUGCAACCUCAGUUGACAGGAAAACUACAGUACCCGUGUGUUUCUCUUUAAUUAAGUGUAGCUCUCAUACUCAGUCAAGGAAACAUCUUAUUCACAGUCCAUACAAAUCGAGAAGGAAGAAACCCAGUGGAAUAACUAUCGUGAUGACAGAACAUAAAAUAACGUUUAAUUUCGAACUGGCUUUGUUGGUUAGGAAAAGGCGAGCAACCCCACAAAGCAAUUGUCUUUUAAAUAACACAAAUGAAAUAUAGUCGGAUAGCCAGAAACAGAGCAAAACAAAUCAGACGUGUCUACCAAGCAAAUCAGACGUGUGUGUGAACUCUAAACCAGAAUAAUAGAAGGAGCUUAGAAAUGGUCA
Molecule: messenger RNA, 5290 nt
Organism: Armigeres subalbatus
Lineage: Eukaryota; Metazoa; Arthropoda; Insecta; Diptera; Culicidae
Gene: Naa15-16
Product: N-alpha-acetyltransferase 15, NatA auxiliary subunit
Exons: 6
Coding region: 228-2930 (900 amino acids)
Biological process (GO): N-terminal peptidyl-methionine acetylation
Cellular component (GO): NatA complex; cytoplasm
Molecular function (GO): protein binding
Source: RefSeq, a predicted model, not a curated record